Messenger RNA from Pieris macdunnoughi, 1035 nucleotides. The record is from the annotation of a GenBank genome assembly. Lineage: Eukaryota; Metazoa; Arthropoda; Insecta; Lepidoptera; Pieridae.
AUGCUGCCCUUGACGCAGAAGGAUACAAAAAUUUCGAGAGGGCCAAUUAGCGGAAUCCGGGAAAAAAUUAGUAACUGGUUUAGACUAAUUUAUUCUGAUCAAAAUUCCCGAAAUUUAUUUCUCUUCCUUAUAUUAAACUUGUCCUUUGCUUUUGUUGAGCUGUUCUAUGGUGUAUGGACAAAUAGCUUGGGUUUAAUAUCUGAUGCAUUCCAUAUGUUCUUUGACUGUACUGGAUUAGUUGCUGGCUUGGCAGCAUCACUAAUUUCUAAAUGGCGAUCAAAUGAAAGAUUUUCAUAUGGCUAUGCCAGAGCGGAGGUUCUUGCUGGUUUUGUAAAUGGACUUUUUCUGUUAUUUAUUGCAUUCUUCAUCAUGAGUGAGGCUGUUGAAAGAGCAAUUGAACCACCAGAGGUGAAACAUGAAAGAUUACUGUUAGUAUCCAUUCUUGGAUUCAUGGUAAAUAUGGUCGGUAUUUAUGCCUUCCAUCACGGUCAUGGACACGGCCAUGGCGGCCACGGUCACUCACAUGGUGGGCAUGGUCACUCGCACAAUCAUGGCCACUCUCAUGAUGAUACUGAAGCGCCGACCGGUGCUGGAUCAGCCAUCAUGCGUGGAGUGUUUCUCCACGUCCUUGCGGAUACGUUGGGAUCAGUGGGAGUGAUUAUUUCAGCGAUUUUAAUGCGUAUGUUUGGUUGGAUGCGUGCUGACCCAAUAUGCUCGAUGGCUAUAGCAUUGUUAAUUGCCGCGAGUGUGAUACCGUUAAUAAAAGAUUCAGCGGGAGUGUUGAUGCAACGGACGCCUUUAUCGAUUGAGCGAUCUUUACCUAAUUUGUUUACGCGUGUGGUUGGCUUAGCCGGUGUGCAUGCAGUUCAGGAACCUCAUUUUUGGACUCUCUGUAGUGACGUUCACGUGGGUGCUAUAAAAUUAGAAGUCGCCAGGGAGGUAGACCCUCGAUAUAUCACUGAUCAAGCGGCCCGAAUUUUCCGAGACGCCGGCGUGAAACAUUUAACAGUACAAUUGGAUUAUUCCCCGCUUUGA